AUGCAACAACCGUCUUUUGCUAUAUUGAACACACCAGCCAGUUUCACAAAGCCCAACUUCCUUGAUCCCCAUGAAGUGCAGGAGAGGCAGCCCAUCUACCUCGUGUACAAGGACAAGAGCUGGCAGAAGACCAUUUGCUACUUCCUCACGCGCCACGGCCAGAGCAUCACCUCCCUCCACCUCAUCUUCACCAACUUGCAGCAGCUCCCCACCCUCCGCCCCUUGAUCACUCGCUGCAGCCCCGCCCUCUCCUCCUUCAGCAACAAGCUGCGGGGCUUCGUGGACAGCGACGAGGAGCAGGAGGACGAAGACUGGACUCUCGACUUCCUCAACGACUGCUCGCAACUGCAGCGCCUGAAGCUGGGCCGGGGCAUGUGGAACCUUGACGAGAGCUGUGCGAACGCGGCCUGGGGGAGGUCCAUCCGCUGUCUGACCCUCAAGCACAUGGAUAGAAGAUAUAGAAACUACAACUUCCUCGAUUCCAUCACACCGCAGCUGCACGAGUUCACGCUCUACGAGCACUGGCACCUCGCUCAUGGGCCCGUCUUUGGCUCCCACGUCAUGGAAUUCAACUUUUCCAAUGCCCGCCUCCUCCGCUUCCGCUUUGCCAGCAACGAGCUCAAGCUCAAGCUCACUGUGCCGCCCUCACUAAAGAGCCUAUCGAUGAUGGCCAAGUGGCUCGUUCUCUCCUGCAAGAGCACCGCCCCUCUUGCUCUUGACCACCUCUUGUUGUAUGGUCAGGAGCGCCUCGUCAUCUCCUCCCUCCGCAUCGCAUCCGUGCGAGCCGCCUACCUCAAUGGGCCAGCCAGCGAUGAGGAGUCCAGCUGCCCGAGGCUCUCUGCUCAGCUGCCCCCUUCCUGGCAGCAUGUUCCAUACGGCAUCUCUAACUUCUCCUGGACCAACUGGCUAGGCUCCAUAGCGCAAAACGUUGAGGUACUUAUAGUGAGGCAUGGGAUCCCGAUUGAAGAGGUGGGUGUGGUAUGGAGGAACCUGCGCAGCCUUGGGAUUGUCGCGCACGCGAAGGGGGAGCAUAAUAAGGAGUGGGAGGCGACGCUGGAGAAUGACAGGGCGUUUAUGGAUGAUGGGGAGUAUGAUGAUGAUGAUAUGGAUGAUUAUGAUGAUGACGAGGAUAGUAUCAAGCCUCCCUUCAUCCGCGCUCCGAAUCUUCAGUUCCUGUUCUUCCCUUCUAGCAAGGUGUGUAAUGCUCCCGCACUGGCUGCACUGCGGCAGGACUACCCCGCCCUAGCGCUCUACUGUGUGGUGGACCGCUCUUUCUAUUGGGAGAGGAAGGGCAAGAGGGUGAGCAAUGCGCCGCUCAAGCAUGUGCGGCGGGCAAAGAGCGGGGUGCUGCGGCAUAGGUUUCUUGAGAAGAAGCCGAAGAAUGUUAGGGAGAAGAUGUACAGUGUGAACAGGAAGCUGGUGGAGGGGUACUGUGUUGAAGAGGACGAGGCACACAUGUUAAAGUAUAAAGUCCCCGCAUCUCCCGCCGCCAUCCCCGCAUCGCUCAUGUCUCGCAAAAUCACCGCCACUGCUUUGAGGUCCCCACCUGGUGCCUCCGCCGCAUCUGGCGCCGCAUCCGGCGCCGUACCAGGCGGCGCAGUUGCGGCGCGAUCCUCAGCCAGCAGCGCGGGAGGCACUCCCGACCUGAGGAGCGGCAGAGGCGGCAGAGGGAGGGCGGUGGCGGCUCGCGCGAGUGGCGGCGGUGGGGCGGGUGGGGGGGAAUCAGAGGCAGCGGGGGGAGCGGGGGGAGGCAUGGUGCUGGCGGCCGUGCUCGUGGCGUGCAUUGGCGCAUUCGCAUUCGGUUGCCACAUUAGUGUGGUGAAUGGGCCGUUGGAUCACAUCCUCGUCAGCACUGGUGCGCCAGGCAACUCCCUCGUAGGAGGUGUGCCUACCAUCUCUCUGCGCCUCUCAUUGCCAUCUCUCUGCGCCUCUCAUUGCCAUCUCUCUGCGCCUCUCAUUGCCAUCUCUCUGCGCCUCUCAUUGCCAUCUCUCUGCGCCUCUCAUUGCCAUCUCUCUGCGCCUCUCAUUGCCAUCUCUCUGCGCCUCUCAUUGCCAUCUCUCUGCGCCUCUCAUUGCCAUCUCUCUGCGCCUCUCAUUGCCAUCUCUCUGCGCCUCUCAUUGCCAUCUCUCUGCGCCUCUCAUUGCCAUCUCUCUGCGCCUCUCAUUGCCAUCUCUCUGCGCCUCUCAUUGCCAUCUCUCUGCGCCUCUCAUUGCCAUCUCUCUGCGCCUCUCAUUGCCAUCUCUCUGCGCCUCUCAUUGCCAUCUCUCUGCGCCUCUCAUUGCCAUCUCUCUGCGCCUCUCAUUGCCAUCUCUCUGCGCCUCUCAUUGCCAUCUCUCUGCGCCUCUCAUUGCCAUCUCUCUGCGCCUCUCAUUGCCAUCUCUCUGCGCCUCUCAUUGCCAUCUCUCUGCGCCUCUCAUUGCCAUCUCUCUGCGCCUCUCAUUGCCAUCUCUCUGCGCCUCUCAUUGCCAUCUCUCUGCGCCUCUCAUUGCCAUCUCUCUGCGCCUCUCAUUGCCAUCUCUCUGCGCCUCUCAUUGCCAUCUCUCUGCGCCUCUCAUUGCCAUCUCUCUGCGCCUCUCAUUGCCAUCUCUCUGCGCCUCUCAUUGCCAUCUCUCUGCGCCUCUCAUUGCCAUCUCUCUGCGCCUCUCAUUGCCAUCUCUCUGCGCCUCUCAUUGCCAUCUCUCUGCGCCUCUCAUUGCCAUCUCUCUGCGCCUCUCAUUGCCAUCUCUCUGCGCCUCUCAUUGCCAUCUCUCUGCGCCUCUCAUUGCCAUCUCUCUGCGCCUCUCAUUGCCAUCUCUCUGCGCCUCUCAUUGCCAUCUCUCUGCGCCUCUCAUUGCCAUCUCUCUGCGCCUCUCAUUGCCAUCUCUCUGCGCCUCUCAUUGCCAUCUCUCUGCGCCUCUCAUUGCCAUCUCUCUGCGCCUCUCAUUGCCAUCUCUCUGCGCCUCUCAUUGCCAUCUCUCUGCGCCUCUCAUUGCCAUCUCUCUGCGCCUCUCAUUGCCAUCUCUCUGCGCCUCUCAUUGCCAUCUCUCUGCGCCUCUCAUUGCCAUCUCUCUGCGCCUCUCAUUGCCAUCUCUCUGCGCCUCUCAUUGCCAUCUCUCUGCGCCUCUCAUUGCCAUCUCUCUGCGCCUCUCAUUGCCAUCUCUCUGCGCCUCUCAUUGCCAUCUCUCUGCGCCUCUCAUUGCCAUCUCUCUGCGCCUCUCAUUGCCAUCUCUCUGCGCCUCUCAUUGCCAUCUCUCUGCGCCUCUCAUUGCCAUCUCUCUGCGCCUCUCAUUGCCAUCUCUCUGCGCCUCUCAUUGCCAUCUCUCUGCGCCUCUCAUUGCCAGCUGGGUGGCUGGGUGGUGAGUGCAUCGCUGCUCACAGCAGCGUGUGGGGCCCUCUCAGCCGGCUGGCUUGCUGACUCUAAGUUCGUGCCCCUUCCUCCUCGCCCCUUCCUCCUCGCCCCUUCCUCCUCGCCCCUUCCUCCUCGCCCCUUCCUCCUCGCCCCUUCCUCCUCGCCCCUUCCUCCUCGCCCCUUCCUCCUCGCCCCUUCCUCCUCGCCCCUUCCUCCUCGCCCCUUCCUCCUCGCCCCUUCCUCCUCGCCCCUUCCUCCUCGCCCCUUCCUCCUCGCCCCUUCCUCCUCGCCCCUUCCUCCUCGCCCCUUCCUCCUCGCCCCUUCCUCCUCGCCCCUUCCUCCUCGCCCCUUCCUCCUCGCCCCUUCCUCCUCGCCCCUUCCUCCUCGCCCCUUCCUCCUCGCCCCUUCCUCCUCGCCCCUUCCUCCUCGCCCCUUCCUCCUCGCCCCUCCUCGCCCCUCCUCCUCGCCCUUCCUCCUCGCCCUUCCUCCUCGCCCCUUCCUCCUCGCCCCUUCCUCCUCGCCCUUCCUCCUCGCCCUUCCUCCUUCCCUCCGCACCCCUGGCACAGCGUCAUCGGCACCGCAGAUGCUGGUGGGGAGGGCGCUCACAGGGUUAACAGUUUUGGAGUGGCACAGCGUCAUCGGUGCCGCAGAUUCUGGUGGGGAGGGCGCUCACAAAUGUGUGUGCCCCUCUGUCUGUUUGUUUGUUCAUCUGUUCUCCAGUCUUUUCCCUAAAUGGCACACGUGGUUUGCAUUGUUUCAUAACCCUGCAACCCUACCUUUCCCUCCCACUACUGCUUCUCCUGUCUCUCCCCCCAUGCCCGCCCCAUCCCCCGGCCAUCAGUCAGAUAGCGCCAGCAUCGGUCGGUGCGAGCGAGGUCGCCUGGGGUCGCUCAACCGGCUGGACAUCUGUGUCGGCAUCCCCACUGCUCUUUUUGGGGGUUCAGGGGAAAAGAGUGAGUCAGAAGGGGGCCAUUUUUGA
Messenger RNA from Closterium sp. Naga37s-1, 4308 nucleotides. Lineage: Eukaryota; Viridiplantae; Streptophyta; Zygnematophyceae; Desmidiales; Closteriaceae. The record is from the annotation of a GenBank genome assembly.